CCACGUCGCCUCUUUUCCCAAGUCCACAUCUUCUUCAACGCCCAACUAUUCAAAUCAAAUCACCACCGAACCCCGCAAAUAAAACCCUUCUAAGGUAUCUUUCAGAUACUCAACAUUCAACGAUGGCGAAGAAAGAGAUGGAAGUGAUGAAGGAUGUCGAUCUUGAGAGGUACAUGGGUCGGUGGUACGAAAUAGCCUCAUUUCCAUCGAGGUUCCAGCCCAAAAAUGGAGCUAAUACCAGAGCGACCUACACCCUGAGAGACGAACGGACGGUGAAUGUCCUAAAUGAAACAUGGGUUGAUGGCAGGAGAAGUUUCAUUGAGGGUACUGCUUUUAAAGCUAACCCUGAUAGCAAUGAAGCCAAGCUCAAAGUUAAAUUCUAUGUUCCUCCAUUCUUGCCCAUCAUUCCUAUUGUUGGCGAUUACUGGAUUUUGUAUCUUGAUCAUGAUUAUCACCAUGCUUUAAUUGGCCAGCCUAGCAGAAACUAUCUCUGGAUAUUGUGCAGGGAGAAUCAUUUGGAUGAGGAGAUAUAUAAUGAACUGGUGAAGAAAGCUAAGGAACAAGGUUAUGAUGUGAGCAAGCUUCGUAGGACAACACACACUGACCCUCCAGAAGGAGAUGAAGGUCCUAAAGAUACUAAAGGAAUAUGGUGGAUCAAAUCAAUCUUUGGAAAAUGAUCAAACUUUGAAGGAAAGGAAGUUGAAUAUUGUACCUUUGAGUUCAAUGGGUUUGUUAAAUUUCACCACUUUGGUUUGUAUCCAGUGAAGAUUUUGCGCUUGGUUUUGUCGAAUGGUUGAAACGAGUCAGUCCUUUGUGCUUUGUGUAUAGAGUCUCCCAGAUAUUGUAUUUGCUGAAUAGUUUUUUUAUGAAGCUGGGAUUGUGAGCUCAACAUUUUACUGUUGGACUGCCAGGUUCUGAACUUUCCCAGUCCUGUAAAGAUGAAAUUUGAAUAGAUAUGCAAUUUACUUGCAUAUAACCUGCAAA
This is a messenger RNA of Cucurbita maxima (winter squash), 984 nucleotides long. RefSeq names its product temperature-induced lipocalin-1-like. The record is from RefSeq and is a predicted model, not a curated record. Lineage: Eukaryota; Viridiplantae; Streptophyta; Magnoliopsida; Cucurbitales; Cucurbitaceae. Bases 123 to 677 code for a protein of 184 amino acids. The transcript has 2 exons.